UUAGAGACAAAAACUACUGUAAAGAUGCACAAAACGACUAGAAACGCACAAAGAAAAAAAACAUAAAAUGACUGAAAAGAUGGAGAAAAUGAGAGUGGAAUAAAACGGUGACCAAAGACCAGAAAUGAGCAGAAAGACACGAGAAAAGAGACGAAACAAAAACUUCUUUGUUCUCUGUCGUUUUACUCGUUUUAUCUUUGAGGUUAAAUUCUUCAGAAACGACAAUAAAAACAUGGAUUAAAUAAUCUAUAAAUAAACACAAAGGGAUCCUCCAGAGCAGCUGGUUCUGGUCGUUUCACUCUGAGGUUCUUCACUCUGAGCCUCAGAGGAACCUCCAUCCUCAGGAGACACCAGGAACAGGAGAACCUACAAGGGAGACGCCGUCACAGUCCUCGUCCAAUCAGGAGGCGAGGAUGUGGGAAGGAGGCGGGGCCAGAGGAUGAAUGGAUCCAGGAGACAUAAAAGAGAGAAAGUGGUUCAGAGUCCAGAGGAGGAAAGAAACAAACGGACGGACGGACGGAGCAGAAAAUAAAAACAGAAGAAGAAGGAGGAGGUUUUUUCUUUGAAUUGAUCUUCAGACUAACAGGAGCGAGACAUGAGGAUGACUCCAGACGCCGAAGAGUCCAUCAGGUGUUCAGUCUGCAGCUGUUUGUGUUUCAAACCAGGAAGUGUCCGACUCAGGUCAUGUGAUCGAUGUGGACACGGCUGGGUGGCACACGCCCUGGAGCGGCUCCACCCCCAGCCUCCAUCCGGCUGCGGCCCAGUGGAGGUGGCCCUCCCUGGGCUGGUGUUCGACCUGAGCUCCCUGGUUCUGUACGGAGCUCAGGCGGUUCCGGUCCGGCUGAAGAUCCUCCUGGACCGUCUGUACAGCGUCCUGACACCUGAGCAGGUGGGACACAUCCUCCACACUCUGGGCUGGAGUCUGGGGGAUUAUGUCCGGGGCUACAUGCUGCAGUUUCCCGGUGGGAAGGUAUUGAACCGCUGGCUGAUGGUGACUCCAGAAGAAGAGAUGCUCAUCCUGAAACAGUUCCUUCGCUUUGGCGAGACUCGACCAAUCGUGGAGCUGAUGACGCUUCAGUGCCUGGAAGCUGCCAAUCACCUCCCUGAUCCAGAGCAAAAGCCCGCCCAGAAGACCUGUCAAUCAAACAGGGGAACGCUGACCGUGUUGAGGAACCCUAGAGGAGAAUCCCGAUUGGUGGCUGGACUCUGUGGUUUUGAGAGGAACAGUCCAUCCGACCACAGCGACACUGUCCACCACUUUGAAAACUUCCCAGGCGGACUUUCCUUGCUCCUGCCUUUCCACUUUGGAAGCUCCGCCUUCCACUGUUUGGUCCCUCCCACCAAGGAGCUUGUUCCUCCCAGUAAGCUAACACAGUGCCUCCGAAAACCCGGCGGGACCAAACUGGCCGCGAGACUCAAACAAGGAGGAGGAAGAGGAGAGGAAGGAAGUGAUCUGACUUUGCAGCAAAUUAAAGAUGAACCGGCAUUAAAAAUCAAGACAGACCCAGACAAGCUGAACCCACCUCGGUCACUCUGGCAGCUGAACCCCUCGAUCCACAACGACCAGGCGCUUCUCAGAGGGGAAACCAAACAGGAGAACACCACCUCUUCCUCACUCUAUCCACCCAUCUCCUCCUCUUCCUCCUCUCCUCUGAAGAUUUCCCAGAAGAUGCGAAGUCCUCCUCCUUCUCUGCAGCCUCUCCCAUCCUUCUCCUCGUCCUUCCUUUGUCCUCUUCCCACCUCCACCUUUUCUUCAUCCCUGCAUCCUCUUCCAUCCUCGUCUUCCUCCCUCCUUCCUCUCCCAUCCUCCCUCUGCUCCCUUCCUUCUCCUUCCCCUGCAGGAGGUCGGAAAGGCAGGGUCUGCUGUGGCGUUUGUGGAAAAAGCUUCUACGACAAAGGAACGCUGAAGAUCCACUACAACGCCGUCCACCUGAAGAUCAAACACCGCUGCACGGUGACAGGCUGCACCAUGGUGUUCAGCUCGCUGCGCAGCCGAAACCGACACAGCGCCAACCCAAACCCGCGACUACACACCGGGACCAGCAGAGACACAAACCCACACCGAAACCCACACUGUGACCACAUGAGCAUCCACAGUGAAACGCAUGAGGCUAAACAGGUUAACAGAACUAUAAAUGACGCACAAACACAUAUGUGCAGGGAGUCAAUGCUGUGGCAGCAGGGUGAUGAUGUACACAAACUUAAUGUACACACUACAGAGAAUGGGUUAAAUGGCUGCCAGAACAACACAUCCCCUCAGGCCAGCUCCCCUCCUUCCUCUCCUCACCCUCAAAGCCAAGAUGCCGACCACAGCUUCACCCUGAUGAACCCCCAGACCUCGCCACCUCCUCUCCUCUCCGCUCACAGUGCUCCCUCCCUGGGCUCGCCUCCCUCCCUCGUCUCCCUGGUGGCUCCGGACAAACCUGAACGUCGUCGACACCUCGUCCGAUCACCUGUGCAGCCUCUUGGCCCCGCCCAGUGUGACAGUCAAUCCAUGUCACAUGGUGUCGCAGAAGGAAAGCGAGGAGAGGCUCGCACCAAUCAGCAGUGGCGGUGGGAGUCAGCUGACCCCACGCCGAAGAAGAAGCCCAGGAAGUCGAGCAUGCCCGUGAAAAUAGAAAGAGGGCCAAUGGAGAGCAGGAAAGAUGAAGCCGAGGAAGGAUGAAGAGCUAAAUCGCUAAAACUGAAUUCAGUCCAGAAAAACAAAAAUCAGCAUUAUGUGAUUUUACUUGUUCUGCAUGAUUCCAGAUUCUGAAUCGAUGCUCAGAUAUUUCAUUCAACUGAGGCCAAGAAAUCGACUGUGCUAUAUUUAGAGGUAUAAGAAGCUGUUUUGAAGCUCUGCUGUUCAGCAAAGUUUAAUAAAGAUGGCAGAAAAUGAUCAAUAUUAAAUCUGGAGAUAAAUGUUUUGUUUAUGCGGAGAACCAAUGAAGCCAAAAUCAGGUGAACUGUUGAUCUUCAGUGUGUUUUUUCACCAGGAACAUGAAUAUUUGUUGGUAGCUGAACUCCCAGAUAUUAACAGUUGCCUCGAUUGAUGAGUUUGUUUGUGUUAUUGUGCAUCUUCUGUGUUUUAACACGUCUGUUUUUUUUUUGAAAGAAGAUUUAAUGUCCACAUGGUGCAGUCGGUUGGAAUCAAAAGAUAUUUUUUAUUGCUUUCUUAACACCAGCAGCUCUUAAGAAUUUGUAAAUUCACACAUUUGUGGCUGACAAGCUGCUCAGAAUUCUGAGCUGAAUUUGUGUGGUGCAGUUUAGUGUCAAUGUGCAGUGCCAGUAUUUACCCACCAGAGGGCGCUGCUGCGCAGUGAAGGUUUGUUGACAGCACAUUUAAAACAGCAGCUGAUGCACCGAGAUUCUCUCUGGUUAAAAAUCUAAAGGUUGGAUUCAUGUAAUGAGUUAAAUAUUGAUGUUGUGAAUUUACUCAAAAAUCCACAUAUUAAGGAUUAAAACCCUCCAAAAAUGAUAUGAAACACUUCUUUACUUGACUCUAGCCAGUAUUGUUACAGUUUUUGUCACUCUUUGGUUCAUUUCUCAGAUCAGAACAGAAAUUCUGUAAGCUACGUGUUCAAUCUUCACAUCAUUGUGUCACUUCUGCACAUCAAAAAAGCAGUUUCUCAUUUCUGUGAGCAAGUUGCAAAUGCUUUGGAUCAUCCUUGAAAUGAUUCUGUACAAUUCUCUGCUGUUUCCUACAUUGUCAAUUGUUUAUGUAACAUUGAUCUAAAUGUAUUAUAAUAGUCUCACCUUCCACAACAUUUAGGCAUUAGUUCAUCACAUCAGUCUUUACAUGCAAAAUGGUUGAACAUGUUGUCAGAAUAUGUCAAGGAUGUUUCUAUACAUUUCCAUUAGACUUUUUUCUAAAUCUGUCCUGAACUGGUAAAUUUCUCCAAGAGAAGAUAUUUAUGCUGUGGAUGAGAACUUGUGGCCCAACAGACGGAACAUCAUGAGGUGUAGGAAGACUGAACUGUAAUUCCUACAGCACUGCAUGUACAGUUUUCCCUCAGGAGAUUGUCCUAUGUUCACAUUUCUACUUUUGUUGUUUUGUUUUCUCUUUGUGCUAUGCAGCUGUUCUCCUUUCUGUAUCACAAAAACGUGGUCUGUCAACAAAUUACAACACAAACAGUAAAAGCAUAAAUGUGAAUCUUGUCCAGUUUCUUGUAAUCGAUCUCCCACAUACACUAAGAUGUAACUUACAGUUUACAGUAAUUGUCACCAAACCUUAUCCAUAGUUUACAUCAGAACAUCCCUCCAGAGAACACUGUUAGAAUGACAACAUGACUAAACAAUCUGUUUUAUCCACACAGUGACACAGGACUGGUCAUUCUGAUGGACCUGAAAUGUUCACUGACAGAUAUUUACUGUAGAGAGAUGGACUAAUCAUCUUAUGCAAGAGACUGGCUUUUGCAGGUACUCCAUGGUGUUUUGCUAUUUGUACGAAUUGUUUUGAGAAAUAUAUUUACUAUUUUGCAAAUGUCGAGGAUGAUUGGAGAAAUGAACCAAAGCAAGUGAGAAAAACUGCAAAUAUAAAUACAAACAAAAAAUUUUGGAAUGUGUUGUGAAGAUGAACAUAAUGACCACUAGGGGGCACAGUAGUGUCAAUUUGCAACUGAUUAAUUGAUGGGUAGUGUUGAUGUUAUCUGUCUUUUUGCCAAAGCAAAAUUAUUGGGGGUGAGUUUGUUUUUCAUUGAAUAUUUUUCAUGGCACUGAUUGGAAUAAAUGAAUGAAUUUAGAGGUGGGAUAAAAUAAGCCUUAACUUCUUCCCACAACCUUUUCAACAUGUAGAAAUUUUGUUUUCCUCUCAUUGUCCUUAUAUGAGAAGCAUGAUGUACUAUUCUAGUUGUUAAUGUGAAUGAUUCGUUGAAUAUUUUUAAAUUACAUAUUCGAAAUAAAUGAAUGAAUGAAUUAAUAAAAAA
Acanthochromis polyacanthus (spiny chromis) is the source of this 4904-nucleotide messenger RNA. RefSeq names its product zinc finger protein basonuclin-1-like. Gene Ontology annotation, cellular component: nucleus. Lineage: Eukaryota; Metazoa; Chordata; Actinopteri; Pomacentridae. The record is from RefSeq and is a predicted model, not a curated record. Gene Ontology annotation, biological process: regulation of DNA-templated transcription. The transcript has 8 exons. The coding region runs from base 596 to 2665 and encodes 689 amino acids.